AUGGCGACAGUACAGGAAAUUGCAGAAAUCAAAGCAACAAUUACACAACUGUACACAGAAGUCAAUAGACAAAGUACAGAAAACGAAAUCUUAAAAACAGAAAUUAAAAAUCUCAGAGCUGGACAAAGUAUGUUCCAAGCUGUAACUACAACCGCUGUACUAAAAGCAGAGACACCGAGCUAUAAGAAACCUGAGGACAUAAAUCUUACAGUAUUCUCAGCAAUACCUGUGUUUAACGGAAAUUCACAAGAAUACAGGCCAUGGAGGCAGAUGGUAUUCAACCUUAUGGAGGAAAUAAAACAAUUUUCCGGUACACCACAGUAUUACCAUGCUCUAACUAUAGUUAGAACAAAUAUCCAAGGUGAAGCAGCACAUAUACUAACAAACCAGAACACAAUCAUGAAUUUCCAAGCAAUUGUAAACAGAUUGGACUAUACAUACGCAGAUAGCCGUCCACUAUAUGUACUUCAAGAAGAACUUCGUCGAAUUCGACAAGGCAAACUCACAUUGUCGGAAUACUACGAUCAAAUAAAUAAUGCACUCAAUCUUAUUUUAUCAAAAAUAACGAUGACAUCAUCAUCAGAAGGCAGAAAUAUACAAGAACACCUAGCAAUGGAAGAAGCUGUUCGUAUAUUUACAGCAAACCUAAACUCCAGUUUUACGAAAGCAACUCUAUAUAGCAAUCAACCACCAACCAUAGAAAGAGCAUAUGCUAUAGCGCUUACUAUACAGCACGACAACAUGUCUCACGCAGCAGAUGUAAAUAUAAGACGUGAUAAUCCUCAACAUAAUCACCCACACAGACGCGAUCAACCACAUAUUCGGCAAAAUUACGUACAACAAGAUUAUGUACCAGAACAAAGGAGGUUCAGACCAAAUUAUCAGGCACAACCCCAGCGAUAUGUGACGCCUAAUCACCCGAGAGCCAUGGAGACGGAUAAUUCAACUUUUAACCAAAGAAAUCCAUUCAGACAACAGUCGCAGAGAAAUUUCCAGCCGCAGUACCAACGUCAGAAUAAUAAUUAUCAACAACAACAGGCACCAAAUCCAUCGUUUCCAGCUAUAAAACGAGAACGGGAAGAUUCAGGAAAAAAUCAUAAGUUCCAGAGAGUAAACCAACUCGACACACAUAAAAUAGAGGAUGAUUUAGUAAGUAAAUUAAAUGAUUUCGAUUUAAUAUUAGGAGAAUCAGGUCUCAGACAAAUAAAAGCUAAAAUCAAUUUAUUUGAAUAUAAAUUAGAGUAUGAACAAAAGUUAGAACAAGCAGUUAAUUAUACUAACGAUUCAGAAUUUUAUAAAGAAAACAUAGAUAAAUUAAUGCAGAGAAAUGAAGAUUUAAACGAGACAUUGCCCUUUACUACGACUAUAGAAGCAACUAUACGUACUACAGAUAAUGAACCGAUAUGGACUAAACAAUACCCAUAUCCCUAUUCAGACAAUGAAUUUGUCAAUAAAGAAGUAGAAAAACUACUUAAAGAUGGAAUCAUACAGAAAAGUAGAUCUCCAUAUAAUUCUCCGAUAUGGACAGUUCCAAAGAAAGGAAUCGAUGAAAACGGGAGGCCUAAACGGCGUAUGGUAAUUGAUUUCCAGAAGUUAAAUUCUCGAACGAUUACGGAUCGAUAUCCUAUUCCAGACGUGAAUAUGACCAUUCAGAAUUUAGGAAAAGCAAAGAUUUUCUCAACUAUUGACUUAGAGUCUGGCUUCCACCAAAUAAAAAUAAAGGAAUCAGAUCGAGAAAAAACAGCUUUUGCUGUAAAUGGGGCAAAAUAUGAAUUCAUACGUAUGCCAUUUGGGUUAAAAAAUGCUCCGUCAAUAUUCCAACGUUGUGUUGAUGAUAUAUUACGAGAGUGGGCAAAUCAAGCAGAAAAGAUUAAUAGUGCAAUUAAGGCGAAUCAAAAGAUUUUCCAGAAACAUUUUUGUGUUGCUGUUCUUUGGGAGAAUGCCCUAAAAUAA
Eupeodes corollae is the source of this 1953-nucleotide messenger RNA. RefSeq lists its product as uncharacterized. Lineage: Eukaryota; Metazoa; Arthropoda; Insecta; Diptera; Syrphidae. The transcript has 3 exons. The record is from RefSeq and is a predicted model, not a curated record. The coding region runs from base 1 to 1953 and encodes 650 amino acids.